CCAAAGAGCUGUUGAAAUUCGUUCCCAUUCACAGUCAGGAAAAUUACAGACAAGCUAGCAGCCAGCUUUCGGUUUCAUAUCAACGGUAUUCGACUCAGGAGAACCUGCAGUAUAUGAGUUAUCAAGAUGAAUUUCCAAUUGAAACUGAAACCCCGGAAAACUUCAUGAUGAAAUCCAACGACUCUCCAAAAGUAAAUGGUCCGGAAAACAUGGAAAGUCAUGUUGGCGUGACACAUUCAUUCAACUCACGCAGCCCCGAGGAUAUAUUGCAGAAAUCCGAAUCGUAUGCCAGGCGUCGCCUCCUAUGGAACCCCAUACCAUAUGACUCGUCUCAACUUUUCAAUGCUCUUGAAGCAUGGGCUCAAGCACCUGGCUCAAGCAUGAUGGUUAUACAACCUAUUGGACCCCAUGCUAAACCAAGGCUUGACGACUUCGCAUUUGAAGUCACAACUUUCCUCAAGUCUGGAGGCCAUCCGGUUCUUUGGGCACUGUGGCCAGUGUAUGAUGACCACUUAACGACGCGCGAAAUUCUCCAAGGCCUCAUCUAUCAAGCUGUUCAGUAUGGACCGGGGGCUUCAAUCAAAUUUGAGAAGUUUAUUUCUGAGGAUUUAGGAAAUACUUCGGAGAUUGAAUCGCUUGGCAAUCUAGCAGUGGAUGCGUUAGCCAAGCUUUCAAGCUUUUUUUUGAUCAUCGAGGGAAAGGACGCUGAGUUUACCCUCACGUUCAUGAGCGCCUUGCAGAAAGCUCUUGGGAACUGCAUUACGUUGAGCAAAGUCCUUUUGGUCAGCUAUUCGGAGGGUCUGUCUAGCGCUCUUAAAGAGCUAGUGCCUAUGGCUAGCUUUCAUAAACUAGGGCCACUAUCACAACCGCGACGAAGAGGAAAGAUGGGACGAGACUUGCGUUGGCAGACCAUAAAGCCUAGUUUAUCAUCAUAAUAAAGGUGUUCACCUCCUACAGGAUGGGCUUGAUCUGGAGCAGACUGAUCCCGAAGAAAGCCAUAUAAAACAGUCCCCCCCGGUUCUUACCACCCAUUAGUUACUCGGCGUCAAAUACUUACAUCAUAUAUUUUGGAUGAAGACCCUGUAUAGAUCUUGAUUCGUUGAUACAUGUGUGAUUGGAUGGCCUGCAUUAGUCUGUUUACACGUGAUCAGCUCUAGCCGCAGCCUUGAUUUACCUUGAUAAUUGUAAAUGUACAGCUUCAUGGCGC
Messenger RNA from Talaromyces proteolyticus, 1207 nucleotides. RefSeq lists its product as uncharacterized. The transcript has a single exon. Bases 114 to 935 code for a protein of 273 amino acids. NCBI's taxonomy places the organism in Eukaryota, Fungi, Ascomycota, Eurotiomycetes, Eurotiales, Trichocomaceae. The record is from RefSeq and is a predicted model, not a curated record.